Prorocentrum cordatum is the source of this 1502-nucleotide messenger RNA. Lineage: Eukaryota; Dinophyceae; Prorocentrales; Prorocentraceae. The record is from the annotation of a GenBank genome assembly.
CUCCUCCUCCUCCUCCUCCUCCUCCUCCUCCACUCCUUCCCCCCUCUCCUGUCAGAGGUGAUCCCUUCGUGCCUUGGCUGGUCACCCUGGGGUGGCCCGGCGGCUGCCGGCUCCAGAAGUGGGCGCGCCUGACCUUCGGGUCUUGCGCGGGGCUUUGGGACCAGGCCUGCGAUGCCAAAGGGGCGUCCGCGCUCUGCACGGGGAAGAUGCUGCUGCAUGCCCUCGACGAGUUCCUCCGGACCGCGGGCUGGCCCGCCGGCGCAGGCCGGAUCCUGCUCGCGUUGGACCUGCACGGGUGCGGAUUCGUCCAGAGGAGCGACCUCGAGUGGCUGGACAAGUGGGAGGUGCCCCCCUGGUUCGAUGCGGAGCCGGACCCCGCUGCCUGGUCCGAGCUGAGGCGCCUGCUGCUUCGGGAGCACGGCCAUCCGCUCCGGGCCUGGCGGCUGUUCAUGAGCAGAGACGAUUCGGGGACCAUAUGCUGGCAGGAGUUUCGCCGUGCCUGCAAGACCGUGAAUCCGCACGCGAACGCCGUCGGAGCGUGGCGCUACUUGGACCAAGACCAGUCAGGCGCGAUCAGCCUGCGGGAGUUUGACGCGGACGUGGCCGACACGUUGCAGUCCUUCAAGGACUGGAGCGACCUCAACUUCGGCUCCGUCACGUCCGCGCUUCGUGCCGUCGACGCAGACGGCAACGGUUUCGUGACCUACUACGAGCUGCAUAGAGAGUGCAGGCGGCUCAGGUGGCAGGGGAGCACUCGCGAGCUCUUCCGCUGCUUGGUGGCCAUCGCGCCCAAGGUCGCCAAGGACGUCGGCCCCAGCGACGGGGAUUGGGUCGGCCCUCAGGGUCGCAAGGCCGUCACGCUCAAGUCCCUGCGCUUCCUGGACAAGUGGCACGCCAUCUCUCACGUGCAGCAGGCAGGCCGUCACAGGCCGCUCAGCGACGUGGACGAUCUGCCGCCUGCCUCGCCGGCGGCGGCGGCGCAUCCCAGUGCCCCGGCGGAGGCACCGCCGCUCAAGGCGGCGGCGGGGCUGCGCCGUGCCACAUCCGAGCCCGCGGCGGCAAGCCCAGCGCCGCCGGCGCCGCUGCGGAGGCACGCGCCGAGCCCCGGGAGCCAGGGGGCCCUGCCGACGGCGUCCGAGCGGCAGAUGCGGGCCACGCUGCUGCUGCCCAAGGGGGUGGCGAGCACGCGCAAACGGCGGCUGCGGCUGUGCUCCCUGCCGCCCGUGCGGGGCGUGUCCGCGGUGGCUGGUCCCACGGUCGUCUUGGUGGGGAUGUGACGCUGGCCAGCCCGGACCGACCUCGGCGCGCCGGUCUUGUUCUCCUCCUCUCUCUGGGCGUGCCGUGAGCGCUCGUGUAACUGUUCAGGCCUGUGCGCGCAGGCCUACCGCAGUCGUAGUCAUCUGUUGCGUUCGGAUGGGGUUCCUCCAGGACACGGUGCACGGCGCGGAGGAGGCUUGUACGCCAGUUUUCCUCGGCGCGCUUGCAUUAUUCGGAAUGGAGGG